AUGGCGAGGAUAUUCGACUGCAUGAAAACCACGUUAUUGCUUUUGAUAAUCAUCUGCAAUGAGCGCUCAAUUACUGUUUGUAUGCCAUGGAGUUUUCAAAGUGACCAGAAAUUGCAAACUCCGGCUAAGCUGCCUGGAAAUUAUCUUUGGCCUCCACGUAAACCUCUAACGAAACAAACAGAUAAAGGUUCUGGGUUUUUCUCCGUAGUUUCGAAUAGAGAAGACGACCUUAAAACGUUGACCACCAUCACAAUAAGAAGUGCUGGAUAUGAUUUUAUGACCAGUCAUGAAAAAUCUCUCAGAAUUCGGCGUCAGAUAAUUACUCGCACUAUAACCGAGCCCUCAGUCGUGUCCUCAGUUAAACCCUUUGCGGAAGACUUGGUCGAGCUGGAGCUGGAAAUGAGCCAAAAGGGUAACCCAGAGCCUGGGCCUGAGUGGCCAACUGCGAUUCAGGCCUGGGGAAAAGCCUGGGACCUACAUGUAUAUGUGUUUGCAGUUCUUUACAUCUUAAUCACAAUAGCUUCUGGCUAUGGACUUGCUUAUGAUCUCUUCAGAAAUCAAGGAAUCAAGGGACUCAAACUGACUUUGUUUCUGACAUUUUUAUUUCUGGGUUCCUCACGUGGUAUCAUGCUGCUCGUCGAUCCUUACAACUCACGAGGAAUUUUGGACCUCUACAGUUCGUAUGUCACGUGGUCAUUAGGCUUCCCGUGUGUCCUCACGGCCCUUGGUCUUUUGCUCUUGGUAUUUGGGGAGGCAACCAGUAUGGAGAUCGCCCCUCCACGAUUUCAGAAAUUAUCCACGGCGCUGGGAAUCAUGGCUUGCAAUAUAAUUGUAGUAUUGGGAGUAGAUAUCGUCUUCUUACUCGCCAAGAAGUUCAUCUCACUUCUGAUAAUUUGUCAUAUUUAUUUCGUCCUUUUUGGCAUCAUUUUGACCGUUGGUUAUUGCUGCGUAGGCUGUAAAUUAUCCUGCAACUCGGCAGCAAGUGUAUAUGGUGAUACAGGACUUUUAAGACUUAAAAUGUUUGUGUUCACCCUAGCAAUGCUGAAUGGUCUUUUCAUUGGAAUUCAAGUCUUCUCAGCUUUUGACUUCGUCCUUCAUCCAGGGGCUCUCAGCGCUUGGCCAUGGUACGCUGUCCAAACCUCCCUGCGGGCGCUGGAGGUGAGCAUGUGUUUAGUGAUGUUAUUGAUUGCAUUUAACAACAGAGUGAGAUCAUCGCCACCUCAAAUGAGAACUUCUUUUCACUUCCGCAAUACUGUUACACCGUUCCAAGCGUGGGAACCCUCAGAAGGGCAGAAAAGUUAAGAAGAUACUUAAAAAGAUAUUGGAGCUUCAGCCGGAGUCGAUUCUUAGAGCAAACUUUUAAUGGCAAAGGGAAAUCUUACAGCUAUAAUAAGUGUCUGCUGAAGCGUCAGUCAAAUCCUAUGCAUACGAUUCAUGCUCAUAAUAAUAUGAUACUUGUUUUGUAUUUCACCUGUGAGCUUAUUA
Messenger RNA from Pocillopora verrucosa, 1485 nucleotides. Lineage: Eukaryota; Metazoa; Cnidaria; Anthozoa; Scleractinia; Pocilloporidae. The record is from RefSeq and is a predicted model, not a curated record.